AUGGACAUAGACCUUGCACUAAAGGAAGAACAACUUGCAUCUCUCACUGCGGAAAGCACCCCUGAUGUUAAGAGGGAUUUUGAGAGCAUUCCAGAAGCCUUUAGGGGAACAGAAUUUGAAGAGAUUACUCAGGCUAAGGGUUUCCUUGAUGAAAUUGAGAAACGUUUUGCUAAAAACGAUAAGGUUGGAAUAAAAUCACUUCUGACUUCUUUGAUGUCUAUAAAGUAUAAUGGUCAAGGAAACGUAAAGGAGUACAUUAUGGAGAUGUUCCAUACUACUUCAAGAAUUAAGGCACUUAAGAUCAAGCUUUCUGAAGAAUUACUUGUUCUUAUGGUUUUGGUAUCACUUCCUGCACAGUUUAAUCAAUUUAAAAUUAGUUAUAACUGUCAAAAGGAGAAAUAG
Gossypium arboreum is the source of this 402-nucleotide messenger RNA. RefSeq lists its product as uncharacterized. The transcript is spliced from 2 exons. The record is from RefSeq and is a predicted model, not a curated record. Bases 1 to 402 code for a protein of 133 amino acids. Lineage: Eukaryota; Viridiplantae; Streptophyta; Magnoliopsida; Malvales; Malvaceae.